CCAGAUUAAAAAGCAUAAACAGGCAGUGAGCUGGCACAUUUUUGCACUGGCAGUAGCAGAGUAUGAAGUAAACUCCAGAACUCAGACACCAAUGCUCAGAUAAAGUACAAAUCCUCCAAGAUGUAUUUAUUGGGAUUCCUUGUUGUUUUAUCAGCUGCUCUGUGCUGUUCUGCUCAAGUGAGAUGCAAGAGGCCAGAGCGAAGGAAGGAAGCAGAACUUGUAGAUGAUGCUGAAACAUUCGCACCUGGUACAACAAUUGUUUUUAAAUGUCGGCCUGGAUACAGCAGACUUGGCAGUAUAAAAAUGACCUGCACAGAUGUUGGCACAUGGGUUACUGCUUCUCCAGAAGGACAAUGCAAAUUGAAGUCAUGUGGUCACCCUGGAGACAUUGAUUUUGGAACAUUUGAACUCACAAAAGAAUCUGAAUUUGUGUUUGGAGCAGUUGUGGAAUACAAGUGUGAUGACGGGUACCAAAUGUUGAGCAGACAGAAGACCAGACAAUGUACUGCGAACGGCUGGAGUGGUGCCGUUCCUCACUGUGAGGUUAAAAGAUGCCCACCAGUGGAGAUGGAGUCAGGAGUAAACCUCUUGUCCACUUCGUUUGACGAUGAUGAGUAUUCUGUUGGUCAGGUCGUACGGUUUGAAUGUAAAAACCCCAGAUUUAAGAUUGAUGGAGCUAGAGAAAUAUUCUGCACAUCUGAGGGAGAAUGGAGCGCUAAUCCACCGACAUGUAAAGAAAUAUUUUGUCAGAAGCCACAAAUAUCUAAAGGAGUUGUGACAAAUCCUAAGAAUAUUUACAAAGAAGACGACAGAAUAUCCUACAGCUGCAAUCCUGGGUUCAAAUCAGAGAGAAAUGCAGAAGCCACUUGUACUGGAAAUGGCUGGAGCCCUGAGCCGUCGUGUGUAGAAAUCGUUUGCUAUCCUGAUAGAGUAAUAAAUGGGCAAGUUACACAGCCUAAGGUUAUGUACAAAGAGGGAGAGACCAUUAAGGUGCAAUGUGAUCGUGGAUUCCAAUUAGAGGGUGAUGCUAAUUUACCAAGAACAUGCACAAAGAACGGCUGGUCCCCUCCAAUGAAAUGUAUCAGCAAAAUGUGUGAUAGACCUCAAAUUUUAUAUGGAAAACUUACCUGGGGUACAUACUAUGGUUUUCCAAAAACAAUAAGCUCUGUUAUAGAAUACUACUGUAAUGAUGGUUAUUUACCACCGGAUAAAGAGUACUAUAGAAGAUCUAUGUGUACAGAGAACGGAUGGAUUCCCAGACCGCAGUGUUUAAGAACAUGCUCCAAUUAUUAUGUCAGAGUGGACAACGCUGAGCUACUGGCAACUCAGAAUGUUUAUGUGAGUGGUGAUAAAGUGCGGUUCAGAUGUUACCGAGAUUAUAAAACUGAAGAUGGAAAUGAAGAAGGUGAAAUAGAAUGUCUUCCUACUGGCACGUUUACCACAGCAAGAUGCAGAUACAAAAAGACCUGCACAAUCACAGCUUUGGAUCAUGGGAGUUACCAGCCGCAAAAAAAAUCAUUUUAUGUUGGUGAAAAUUUGCGAUAUAGCUGUAAUGACGGAUUUGUGAGUCCGAAUCAAAAUAGGGUUGAAAAUCUCCAAUGUACUUCAAAUGGAUGGCAACAUACCCCCAAGUGUACUGAAAUCAGAUGUCCUAUACUAAAAGAAAGCAAAUUAAUAUCUACAAAGCAAGCAUAUAAAGAGGGUGAUGUUGUCCAGUUAUCGUGCAAGGAUGGCUACAGGUUGUCAGGCUCUGCAUACAGUCAGUGUCAUUACAAUGGCUGGUUCCCACCUCUGCCGACCUGUGAAGAAAGGAACUGUAACCUGCCAGAAAUUACAGUUGUUAGUGAUGUUAAAAGGACGCCUUACCUGUUGACCUAUAAAGUAGAUGCUGAAGCGGUAUUCUCGUGUUAUAAUGGCUACAAACUAACUGGAGAAAGUAGGAGUCGAUGUUCUGAACAUGGCUGGGAUCCACCAAUACCGUCAUGUACAGAAAUGACCUGCACUGUUACAGACACUGAUAUUUUAACAAGUGGAAAUAAAAGGGAAGUUAAAUAUGAUGAGACAUUACAAGCCAGGUGUGCGGGACCUAAUAGUUACCGGAACUACUUGUGUACAGAAUCUGGUUGGAGGCCUUCAUUACCAACUUGCUCAAAGAAGGAUCCAGCUCCAACUACGUCUCCUACAACUGUGGCUCCAAUUGAACCUGAGAAGAAGGAUCCAACCACACCAGCUCCAAGCACUGUUAUUGUAGUUGCUCCUGGCGAAUGUCCACAAGCCCCUCAAAUAAAAAAUGCUCGCAUAAAGGACCUCAAGAGCAGAUAUUAUAACGGUGACGCUAUUGAGAUUAAAUGUAAUCCUGAGUAUAAACUUUAUGGUUUGGGAUUAAUCAACUGUCAGGAUGGAAAAUGGGGAUCUCUACCUCAGUGUGUCCAAUUACAGGAAUGUGAUCAGCCACCUACUAUAGAAAAUGGAGAAAUUACUAAAGAAUCCAUUGAAGAAAGAUAUUUUACUGAUGCUAAAGUGAUUUACAAAUGCAAUGCUGGUUUCCACAUAAGCGGGUCAGAUGAAAGCUUGUGUCUGAAUGGACAAUGGACGGCAGCUCCUGUCUGUGCAGGAGACGAUUGCAGAAAAGCUCCAAUUAUUGAGUUUGCAUUUAUUGAAGGUGAAAAGCCAAGCUACCAACAUAAUGACCGUGUGGAAUAUAAAUGUCUAGAUGGUUACAAGCAUGAAGGAAUCAGUACAGCUAAAUGCCUGCAAGGAGAAUGGUAUGACCUACCUACCUGUGUCUCUACCAAGUGUGAAUCACCUAGACCUAUUCCAAAUGGAAGGCUAAAAACAAAAACAAAUGCGGAGUACCUGCCUGGUGAAAAAGUGCAAUAUGAAUGCUACUGGGGAUAUGCUUUGGAAAAAAACAAAAAUGAAGCAGUUUGUGAAAAUUCUAGAUGGGUACAGACACCGGUGUGCAAAAAAAUAGGAGAACGCUGCGAUCUACCACCUGUAGUACAAAAUGGAGUCAUACGACAAGACAGAAGGUUAAUAUAUGAAUCUGGAAGUACAGUGGAGUAUGUGUGUCCCAAUUACUAUGUAAUGGAAGGAAAGGCUAUAAUUAAAUGUGAGAAUGGCGUCUGGGAUGAUCCUCCUGUUUGUUUAGAGCCGUGCACUGCAGGGGAGAGACAAAUGAAAGUGCACAAUAUACGGCUGAGAUGGAGAUCUGACACCAAACUAUACUCUAAACAUGGAGACACUAUGGGCUUUUCGUGUCUAGAUGGAUAUGAGAUAAAUGACGAAGCAUUACUUAGAGUGACGUGUAUCAGAGGAGAACUGAAAUAUCCUAAAUGCAUCAAGAGAGGUUCGUGUGUUUUAUCACAGACAACAAUGGAACAGAACAGCAUCUAUUUAAAUAGAACCAGUGAGAUUGAAAGUGGAGAAACGGUUGAGUUUAAGUGUAAUGAAGGAAUGGUACCCGAGACCUCCCUGACAGCUACAUGCAGAUCGAACAUUAUAAAUUAUCCCAAAUGUAUUGCUGAUAGAAAGUGUGUCUCUACCCCUAAUGUUCCAAAUGGAAAACUUAAAAGCGAGCAGCAGGACAGCUAUGACUCAGGAGUGUCAGUGGAAUUCGAGUGCAAUCCGGGUUAUGUGCAAAUUGGUUCUGUAAAUGUAAAAUGCACGAAAGGGGAGUGGUCUGAAAUCCCUAAAUGCCUCAAGCCCUGUACAGUGUCAGAAGAAGAACUUAACAAUAAACACAUAGAGCUACGGUCACAAGAUGACCUGGAUAAGUCUCAUACACACGGCACAGAAGUGAAUAUUAAGUGUAAAUUGGGGUUACGUCAUCCAAAUCAAGCGUCACUAAGACUUGAAUGUAUUGACGGCAGAAUGCAUUAUCCAAAAUGUUUUUCUAAGCAAACGUGUCGUCUAGAUCAAGACAAACUUGAUGAAAAUUUCCUGGAGCUGGACCCACUUCACAAUAAUGAAAAUUACUAUGAAGAGGGAGAUAUUGUGCGUUUUAGAUGUAAACAAAAAUACGUUAAUACCAGUGGCACAGAAAGAACUUGUACUAAAGGAGAAGUGACCUAUCCAACAUGCUCACCAAGACAUGCCUGUUACAUCAACCAAAGGGACCUUGAUACAAAUAAUUUAGAAAUAUCCCCAAAUCAUAGAAAUGCACAUUAUUUUGAGAAUGGAGCAUUGAUAGAAUUUACUUGCAAACCUGGAUAUGAGAAGAAAACAGUAACUAAAAAAUGCAGACAGGGAAAAAUUGAGUAUCCCACUAAGCUGUGCAAAAGAAACAUCAGUUUGAUGAAAAACAGGAAGAAAAGAAACAAAGGAAUUUCCCUGAACUAGAAGGGUCUUUGUUAUGAUCUGCAGAUAUAAAAUACACGGCUGAUUGACCUCUUGCGUCACUAGUGCGCCUGGCACCUGUUUGUGUAAUCAGAGCUAAACACGUAUCUACUAUAAACUGAAGUCUUCACUUUUAAACAUGAAAUGUCCUGAUGUCUGUAUAAUACUCUUCAUGUUGUCCUAUUGUCCUAUAAAACGACUGUGAUAUCAUUAAACUGCAUUUAUUGUCAAUUAAA
Bombina bombina (fire-bellied toad) is the source of this 4574-nucleotide messenger RNA. It is a transcript of the gene CFH, whose product is annotated as complement factor H. The record is from RefSeq and is a predicted model, not a curated record. The coding region runs from base 121 to 4341 and encodes 1406 amino acids. The transcript is spliced from 27 exons. Lineage: Eukaryota; Metazoa; Chordata; Amphibia; Anura; Bombinatoridae.